GUGUAAGUGGGAGUGAGAGGACCCCGGUUGUGAAAGAGUUAAGGCUGCCGGAAUGAUGAGUCGCUGGGUGUCAGGGUCAGGGACACACACACACUGGCUGAGAAGUGGAGAGUUACUUUAGCUGGCCUCCUUCCAGCUGCUCUGAGCUGGUCCCUGAGAGAGCCUCAGCUGGUGGUUUCUGAGGAGAAGGCAUAAGGACAGGCAGGGAGGUGGCAGGGGCACAGUGCAGUGGGCAGUGUGUGGCCUGAAUCCCUCACAGCAGCAGCUGGUUCUGGCUGUGGGCACAGUGAUGGGGAGAGAGUCUCUUCACUCAGAUCCUCCCUUACCCCCAUGGAGGGCCUCCUACCCCUGAGGGCUACACUGCCGGCGAGAAGUUAGACUCUCACACCAGCCACUGCUUGUGAGGACGGACAGGCUUCCGCACUCGGUAUCACUGGGAACCGAGGUGUGAAUAGAGAAACCGCACUGUACUGGGGAGCUGGGCAAAGUCACAAUGAAGACCAGGAUUGAAUAAAACUCAGAUGAGUUAACAGCAUCAUCCUUGGCUCUACCUUUGAGUAUGGGCGCUGAGCCCUGGUCCUUGAGUGGUGGAUCCUAUUCAAUGCAUCUAUGGUUGUUCUUUACCCUGACCUUGCUGUUGCUCAUCCUGCUACUGAUCUCCUGUGGAAGCUGCAUGAGGGAUGCAGCUCAAUUCUCGGCAGAGAGUAACGACACAGAGACUAAAGAUGACACUCAGCUCAUAAGCAUUAGCCAAAUGGAUGAUUCUGUAUUUCCAAAGAGCAUCUCCACAGCAACAAUUCAAGAAGGUCGCCCUGGAUUGCGUAAAGUAAGCUGGCAAAAUGAUGUGGAAAUGUCUGGCACACAAGAUGAUAAAGAGUCUCCGUGUCAACACAGUAGAGCACUGCCUGAGCUUCCCACUGCCUCGGGCAGUAAGGUGAAUCCCGAUGGUAAAGGUGACCCCGUCUACCAGACAGCAAGGGAGCUGUCUGCUGCAGAGUGCCCAGAGCUUGCAGAAGACUCCAUCGAACCAUCAUACGCAGCCAGUGAGCAGUUUAGCCUCGAAGCACAGAGGACAGAGUUCAUCAUUGAGGAUGACAUUGCCAAGGAGGAUGGGGAGGGACAACGGGAGAAAGUGGCUCCUGUAUAUGCACGGGUCAGCAAAAAGCCAAAGAACACACCAUUGCUGCAACUUCCCAGCCCUUCAUUAGCCCGUGGGAAUGUGGAAUGUGACGAGGAACCACCACCACUACCUGAGAAACAUUUCGACCUUGAUGAUGAUUUUGGGGUCAGUGUGGUCUUUGAGCAGACAUUGGUGGAGAGAGCACCUCAGGAAGACCCCAGAGCAGCUUUGCUUCCUGCUGAGUCCUGUGUCACUGAUGGGGAUGAUAUUGUGGCCACAAAGAAUGGUCUGACUGUGGGUUAGCAGCACCAAUAUCUCUGAGACACUACUCUGCUUCUAACUGGAUAUGAUCAGUAUUGGAUGGGAUUUACCUAAACAAGCUACACCAGAAUGAAUAUCCCCAAAAGGAAUGCAGGGAAACCAUCAAAAACAGAAACUCAGCAAGUCUGACAGCAUCUGUGAAGAGAGAAACAGAGUUAACGUUUUGAGUCCAGUGACUUUUCUUCACAACAAUGUGGGAUAGAGGGGCCUUGUGUCUCCUGCUCCCUAUACACUACACAAUGAACACAGCUUGGAACUUCAGAGACACUGUAUAGCUCGGGCUCUAUGUGGGAAAAGUACUGAAGGAGUGACAUUAAAAUUUCAUUUCUUGCAUUUGAACAGGAGGGCUGGAGCUCUGAUAACCUCUUAGUGCGGGUACUGGGAGUGAGAUGUCACCAUUUUAAUAACAGAAUUUUCUGCGUAGUUUUCUCUGUGACAUUAUAGAUUUCUUGAAUAUUA
Messenger RNA from Rhincodon typus (whale shark), 1900 nucleotides. RefSeq lists its product as uncharacterized. The transcript is spliced from 6 exons. NCBI's taxonomy places the organism in Eukaryota, Metazoa, Chordata, Chondrichthyes, Orectolobiformes, Rhincodontidae. Bases 560 to 1423 code for a protein of 287 amino acids. The record is from RefSeq and is a predicted model, not a curated record.